AUGACUUCGAUCAUUGGACAUAUAUUUGACACAUUUCUCAACCUCAUUACACAAUCCGUUGAUCCCGAGAGGUAUGGUGAUAAGAAAACAAGGUUAUUCAUAUAUUGGACGACAACUAGUUAUCGAAAAGGCUGCUUUGAUCUUGAGUGCCCUGGUUUUGUGCAAUUAUCUUCAAAAUAUGCUCUGGGAACAGACAUACAUCCUCUAUCCUCUUAUGAUGGACCCCAAUAUGAUACAACCAUACAUAUUGAACAGGAUUUACAAACGGGGUCUUGGCACCUUUAUUUCGAAGGCUCUGCAUUGGGAUACUGGCCGGGGAGCCUUGUGCCGGCAAUGAAAAAUGGAGCUGCGGGCGUGCAAUGGGGAGGGCAGGUGACGAACUUGAGAUCAGGAGACCGUCACACUACGACUCAAAUGGGAAGUGGGCAUUUCACGCCAGGAGGCUUCCAGAAAGCGAGCUUCGUGAGACUACUGCAAGUAAUUAUCGAUGGAGAGGCCAGAGAUCCGGAGAACAUCGACACGCAGGUGUCGAGUGUCUUCUGCUAUGAUUUGCAUGUUGCAAUCAGAGAUUCCGACUAUGGAUUUUAUUUCUAUUAUGGAGGACCUGGGUAUGGAAUCACGUGCCAAUCAUGAGGCCCCAUGUUACUGUUAAAUGCAUGCAACCAUGUUUAUGCCCGCCCCCGCGAGCAAAUAAAUGAAGUAUAAAUUUAUCUC
This is a messenger RNA of Malania oleifera, 714 nucleotides long. Its product is annotated as protein neprosin-like. The record is from RefSeq and is a predicted model, not a curated record. The coding region runs from base 1 to 633 and encodes 210 amino acids. Lineage: Eukaryota; Viridiplantae; Streptophyta; Magnoliopsida; Santalales; Ximeniaceae. The transcript is spliced from 4 exons.